This is a messenger RNA of Camellia sinensis, 411 nucleotides long. Lineage: Eukaryota; Viridiplantae; Streptophyta; Magnoliopsida; Ericales; Theaceae. The record is from RefSeq and is a predicted model, not a curated record.
AUGGAUGAAGAUGCUAAAAACUUUGUGAGAAAAUGUCAAUCCAGCCAGAAAUUUGGGAACUUGAUACAUGCACCGGCGGUUGAACUACACAACAUCAAGACUCCUUACCCGUUUUAUACUUGGGCAUUCGACCUAAUGGGUCUUAUAGCGCAUCAAUCCAAGGGCCACAGAUGGAUACUUGCAUCGACUGAAGUUAGCACCAAGUGGGUAGAGGCUAUACUGAUGAGGAAAGUAGAUGGGGCAGGUGUGGCCAACUUCAUCAAAGAAAACAUAAUCUGUAGGUUUGGCAUACCCAAGGUCCAAACCAUUCCUCUCAAAGCCACUCAGGUUGGCCUCAACACUUUCCACGAACUUGCUGGGGGUUAUUACAAUCUUCUUGGUAGCAAUUUCACAAAUGAAGCUGGAAAGUGA